UGUGUUAUUGCUUCCUCUUCUUCUUUAGCCUGUUCGAUUGUUUCCUCUACUCACAGUUAAGCGUCUUGUAAAUCACUAUAAUUAUGUCAGGUGCUUCAGAAUCAAAUGUUUCUUCCCAAACAUCUCGAGGAACCAAAAAGAAAUGGGUUCCAGAAGAAGAUGCAGCGUUGGUUUCCUGUAUGGUGGACUUGCACAAUGUUGGAACCUUUAAUGCUGAUACAGGGUUUAAAUCCAGUUAUUUAAACGAGUUGGAAAAAAUGUUAGAAAAGGCUUUACCCAAUGCAAUGUUGAAGGCUAGGCCUAAUAUGGAAUCGAGGAUUAGGGUAUUGAAAAGGGAUUGGUCAAUCGUGUAUGACAUGCUUAAUGGCCAAAACAAUAGCGGUUUUGGUUGGGAUGAGCAUAGGCAGCUCGUUGUUGUUGAAGAUGCAGUUUGGAACUCUUAUUUAAAUAGUCAUAAAGAAGCCGGUCAAUUUAGACAUCGUAGUUUUUCUUACUACGACCAACUUACUGCCAUCUACGCACGAGAUCGAGCGACUGGUAAAGAUGCUCAAACAGCCCCUGAUGUUAUUGAAGAAAUAAAUGCUCAGGGUGUACCUACUACAGAUAUGAAUGAAGAAAGAAACGAAUUCUAUAACUGCGAAACUGAUGUCUCUUUGGAUGACGUGGAUGUUUCCGCUACGGAGCCGCGACCAGAUAGAAACCAAGGGGGUUCCUCAUCUUCAAAGAAGAAAAAGAAGAAUUCUAAUGCAAGUGAUAAUAUUUCUUCUUCAUUUAAUGAGACUGCCACUUUAUUGGCGGAAAACAUGUGGGCCAUUGGCGAACAAAUCAGUAGGAGUAUUGCCUCCGAUGUGGUAGUUUAAUAGAAGUCAGAAGAAUUCUAGAUCAUUCAAGAAAAAGCUACAAAUUUAUAUCCAACCUUAUGUGAAAUAGAAGGUUUAUCUGUGGAUGAGCGGUAUCGAGCUUUGAGUAAAAUUCCAGAUCAUCCAACUCAAAUGCUCGUUUUCUUUAGUUUACCUUCUGAUGUGCGGUUGAAAUGGGUCAGAAGAUUUCUUGCUGACCAUUAAAAAUAAUGGUUCUAUUGAUGAUAUUUUCGUAACUUUUUCUGUUUGUAAUAUUUGGGAUGGUAUGUCACUACAAUGUUCAAACUUUUUGAUGUUGUAAAACUGUAUAACAUAUGGAUUAUGA
Messenger RNA from Gossypium raimondii (Peruvian cotton), 1185 nucleotides. RefSeq lists its product as uncharacterized. NCBI's taxonomy places the organism in Eukaryota, Viridiplantae, Streptophyta, Magnoliopsida, Malvales, Malvaceae. The transcript has 3 exons. Bases 84 to 860 code for a protein of 258 amino acids. The record is from RefSeq and is a predicted model, not a curated record.